UCCCACCAGCUGGCGUCGCUAUAGAGUCGCUCAUUGGUUUCCUUGACGUGAAACAGUAGAAGAAGAAGCGAAGGCGCUGCGGGGAAACUCAAAAUGUCUGCUCCGAAAACCAUCCCCAAAGAUGCCCAGGUGAUGAUUCAGAUCCUGAAGGACAUGGGCAUCACAGAGUACGAGCCCCGAGUCAUCAACCAGAUGUUGGAGUUCACCUACAGAUACGUGACGACUAUCAUCGAGGACGCCAAAAUCUACUCCACACACGCCAAGAAGUCCACCGUGGACGCCGAUGACAUCAAGCUAGCGAUCCAGUGUCGCAUGGACCAGUCAUUCACCUCGCCGCCUCCUCGAGAUUUUCUGUUGGAGGUGGCUCGGCAGAAGAAUCAGACUCCUCUCCCUCUGAUCAAACCUUACACCGGACCACGACUUCCUCCAGACCGCUACUGUCUGACCGCUCCGAACUACAGACUGAAAACCGUGCAGAAGAAGGUGUCAUCGUCGGCCGGCAGGAUAUCAGUGCCUCGGCUCAGUGUUGGCGCCGUCUCCAGCAGGCCGGGCACGCCGACCCUCGGGACUCCAUCUGUUCAGUCUGUCACCACUAAAGUCGGAACUCCAGUGUCUCUGACGGGUCAGAGGUUCACCGUACAGAUACCACCGCCUUCUCAGACGGCCACCACCAAAACUACCACGCCAUCUACGCCGGCCGUCUCCAACGUCCUCAUCAACCCGUCUCUGAUCGGCUCCAAGAACAUCCUCAUCACCACCAACAUGGUGUCCCAGAACUCCGGAGGAGAGUCGCUGAAGAGGAAGCACGAAGACGAGGACGACUACGACACUCUAUGACGACGAGACCGAACGCAGCUCUCGUUUUUAUAAUGAUGCUAAAAAAACAGAUCAAUCCCUGCUUCUGUUCUCACCACAAACUGAUCCAGAGCAUAGUUAGGUUUUCUAGAACAUUAAUUUAACCAGAGAGAAGAACCGCAGCCUUCAGUGACACCUGUUCACACCGGGAGAGGAGUCUGCUGUCAGGAGACUCAGAGCAGCAGAGGACACCUGUUUCACUGAUUUACAAUAAAAUAUGUUCAAAUCCAA
Molecule: messenger RNA, 1086 nt
Organism: Notolabrus celidotus (New Zealand spotty)
Lineage: Eukaryota; Metazoa; Chordata; Actinopteri; Labriformes; Labridae
Gene: taf9
Product: TAF9 RNA polymerase II, TATA box binding protein (TBP)-associated factor
Exons: 7
Coding region: 94-837 (247 amino acids)
Biological process (GO): DNA-templated transcription initiation; RNA polymerase II preinitiation complex assembly
Cellular component (GO): transcription factor TFIID complex; SAGA complex
Molecular function (GO): RNA polymerase II general transcription initiation factor activity; transcription coactivator activity; protein heterodimerization activity
Source: RefSeq, a predicted model, not a curated record